Molecule: messenger RNA, 2321 nt
Organism: Temnothorax curvispinosus
Lineage: Eukaryota; Metazoa; Arthropoda; Insecta; Hymenoptera; Formicidae
Gene: Sec61alpha
Product: protein transport protein Sec61 subunit alpha
Exons: 4
Biological process (GO): post-translational protein targeting to membrane, translocation; SRP-dependent cotranslational protein targeting to membrane, translocation
Cellular component (GO): membrane; Sec61 translocon complex
Molecular function (GO): ribosome binding; transmembrane protein transporter activity; signal sequence receptor activity
Source: RefSeq, a predicted model, not a curated record
GCAGUAUUUGGCAUGGUUAUUACCGUUGGACAAGCCAUUGUGUAUGUAAUGACCGGAAUGUACGGUGAUCCGACUGAAAUUGGAGCUGGUGUCUGUCUUCUGAUUAUCAUUCAGUUAUUCGUCGCUGGACUUAUCGUAUUGCUGUUGGACGAGCUUCUCCAGAAAGGAUAUGGAUUGGGGAGCGGAAUAUCUCUAUUUAUCGCCACCAAUAUUUGCGAGACCAUUGUGUGGAAAGCAUUCUCGCCAGCCACAGUCAACACCGGUCGUGGUACGGAAUUUGAAGGAGCUGUAAUCGCGCUGUUCCAUUUGCUGGCUACCAGACAGGACAAAGUCCGAGGCCUCCGUGAAGCGUUCUACAGACAAAAUCUUCCAAAUCUGAUGAAUCUCCUCGCCACCAUUCUAGUGUUCGCUAUCGUUAUUUAUUUCCAGGGCUUCCGUGUGGAUCUUCCGAUCAAAUCCGCCAGAUACCGCGGCCAAUACAGCAGCUAUCCGAUCAAACUGUUUUACACCAGCAAUAUCCCGAUUAUCCUGCAGUCGGCUUUGGUGUCCAAUUUGUACGUCAUCUCUCAGAUGUUGGCCGUCAAGUUCCAAGGAAAUCUUAUAGUGAAUCUGCUAGGCGUUUGGUCGGAUGUCGGGGGCGGAGGACCCGCCAGAUCAUAUCCGGUUGGCGGAUUAUGUUAUUACUUAUCACCUCCAGAAUCGGUGGGUCACAUCCUUCAAGAUCCUGUCCACGCCAUGCUCUACAUUCUCUUCAUGCUCGGCUCAUGCGCUUUCUUCUCCAAGACGUGGAUCGAAGUCUCCGGGAGCUCGGCAAAGGAUGUUGCUAAACAACUGCGAGAACAGCAGAUGGUGAUGCGAGGCCACAGAGAUAAUUCCAUGAUUCGCGAACUAAAUCGAUACAUCCCGACCGCCGCGGCGUUCGGCGGGCUAUGUAUCGGGGCUCUCUCCGUACUGGCGGACUUCUUGGGCGCGAUCGGUUCCGGUACCGGUAUCUUGCUCGCUGUCACAAUCAUAUACCAAUACUUCGAGAUCUUUGUGAAGGAGCAAAGUGAAAUGGGUGGCAUGAGCACGUUACUCUUCUAAACUUAAUUCACCUAUAGACUUGAAAAGUGAACUUUUUUAAUUCUGAAGAACUGAGUAAUAAUUUAUUGUAAAGUAAGAGAGUCGGAUUGGCAGCUGUGUGUUUAUGUCAAGGCUCAUAGAAUGGAUAGACAAACACCGGCGCCAGACGAAAGUUCCCCGUUGUUAUAAAAAGUCGCACAUAUUUAACUUACCAUUGGUAUAUUGUUGAUUCUCUGCUCAAAAGAUUAUAUUGUCGAUGACAUUACUUAAAAAGAAAAAGUAUAUGUGCUUCUUUUACGCAUAAUAUAUUAACGUGACCAUUGACACGCAAUAUAUUUUGAAAUCUAUUCUGGAAAUAAUAUUGUUUUACAUUACCACUUAUGAUAUCUUCGUUUAUGCAUUACCGAGAAAAAGAGAGAACGUACCCUUUAUUUUUACAUUAAACAUUGAUUCUACGCUGUGUCAAACGGUACACGAAGCACCAACUGAUAGAGGCGAGAUACAUUGACGGAGCGUAGAGAGAGCAUAUAAAAACACGAACAUAACAUUUAAUGCUCGCAAAUGCAAGCGCGGAAGAUGUCACAAGCCUGUGCUUGCAUUGUAAGAUGUAAUAUCUUUCGUACAACGAGCAAAACGUGUACAUAGUAAGAAAGUAAUUAAAUAUUUUCAACAUUUUUUACUAGCGUUUUGAGCUCUGUGAUUUGACGCGGACAGAGCCGCGUGGAAGACUCAAAUGGCGUAAAAGUAAAAUCGCGACAUUUAUAUAUGAAUUGAACCGAUUUUGCAUACGAUUAUACGAAAUAAUCCAUUUCAGUUAGGACGAGACACCCACCUAGGGUAUUCGUGCAAGCAAUUCGAACAGCGUUCGUUCACCUUAGGUACCAUCCAUUCCUGUAUUGAUAAUAAUGCGAAGUAAAUUAAUUUGUUUCUUACAUAUGUAUUUAGGAGGAGAGGAUGUGCUUUUAUAAAUAUUACAAAACAUAUGUAUAUUUUUCUUUUCGUCUUCCUUGUUUCAUUUCCUCAACAACUUCAUCAUCGCGUUUUGUUAUGCAUAAUCCGCACUGUGUGGAUAAUCUCAUCACGAUUCGCUGAAUGACCCUUUCCGAGAGUUGUAGAACAAAUUCCUACCCAUAUUAUUAAUUGAGAAUUAUAACGCUCGAUUAUAUCAUAAAAAGAAGGAUCCAUGUAUUAUGUAAUGUGUUACAUACUUAAAAAAUAGAAUGUAUACAAGAAACCAGUAAAGAUUACUUCCUAUUUUA